GUAAUUGCCCUGGAUCCGUCCGGAUGCAACGACGCAAGUCUCGUCGACGCCUUGUGUUCUUCUUGACUUGUGCCUCGCACCUACUAUAGUCUGACGACCCCAAUACGCCUCCGCAUGAAGUUGUCGAAGCCGAACACGAUCCUGCACGCCUGAUUUAACACCCGCGAGCCUGUUGAUCAACCUGGCUCCUUAUCAGUUCUAUCUGCGCGACUUGGCUAGACCCUGCUGUUAAACUUCCCUCCCUGCCUGAUCGCUCCAUCUCCUCACAUCUGUACCGAUUCGAGAAAGUCCGCACGAGACCUCUCUCUCUACCGCUCCGCACAUUACACGACUGCGUACUACCUUGGAAUACGAAAGUCCCCGAAACUCGGCUCGGCCGGAAGAACCUGGAACUAUGGCGAAGAAAGCUGAGAAGAGGAAGUCCAGUCCAAAUGGUCACGCUCUCCCCAAUGGAGAAGCCAAAGUGAGUGGUGCGCUCGAAAAGCUCGAGUCAGACAUCUACGAGGAGGAGAACAUCUUUUUGUUCAUUCCAAACCUAAUCGGCUACGCUCGCAUUGUCCUGGCCAUUGCUUCAUUAUACUACAUGCCUCUUCACCCACGUACAUGCUCGGGCCUAUACAGCUUUUCUUGCAUCCUGGAUGCCGCAGAUGGCAUGGCGGCGAGAAGGUACAACCAAGGAACCACUUUUGGCGCCGUUCUCGACAUGGUGACGGACCGCUGCACCACGAGCUGUCUCCUUGUCUUCCUAGCGUCGGCCUUCCCAAGAUGGGCGAUCAUUUUCCAAGGUCUGAUCAGUUUGGAUCUGGCGAGCCAUUACAUCCACAUGUAUGCGACCUUGACAAUGGCAGGGAGUGGUCAAAGUCAUAAGAAGGUGGACAGCAGCCGCAGCUGGAUUCUGCAUUUGUAUUACACAAACCGAGUAUGUACACCCUUGACUUCCGAGGUCAAACUCUUUGAGGUCAAACUCUUUGGGGUCAAACUCUUUGGGGUCAAACUCUUUGGGGUCAAACUCUUUGGGGUCAAACUCUUUGGGGUCAAACUCAGCUGACGUGGUGAUUUACCAGGCUGUACUGUUCGCUUUCUGCGCGCUGAAUGAGCUCUUUUUCAUUGCCCUUUACCUCCUGUCCUUCUCAUCACCUUACCUGUCACCGAGCCUCCUAGUCACGAGCGAGAAUGGCACAGGGAUGGCUUCGACCCAACCCGGCUCACCUGCACACCCCAAGCCGAGUACAUUGUUUGCCAAUCCCUGGAGUGCAGCUGCACUGGAAAUGGCGCGUGCCAACAAGAUGGAUAGUAUGGUGCCGUGGAUCCUGGCAGGGAUCAGCUUUCCAGUCAUGGCUGGCAAGCAAAUCAUUAACGUAAUUCAGCUGGUCAAGGCAAGCAAGUGGCUGGGCGAGGGUGACAUUGCAGCCAGAAGAAAAGCCGGAAUUGCAAAAAAGAAAAGGGCAUGAACAGCACCAUUGUGGCGUCCAAGUUGCGUCUUCAUGCGAACCCUGUGGGGGCUAAAGAAAACGAAGACGAUAGAAUGGACCGGCCUUGGAGGAGGACUGUCAUACAACGCGGGAAACAUUGAAGUUUGGCAUGGCGUUGGGGAUGGCCGGGUGUUUGCGUCGACAGGCGCGACGAUCUUUUUAGCAUUCACUCGCUAUUCCACUCAUGUUGACGUUGGGUCGAAUGUCAUCUCGAGUGGUCCGACCUGGGAGUCUAGGAGCUUUGAGGGAAUCUAGACUUUUUUUCGAUGGUGUCGUCACAUUAGGGGGGAUACUGGCUGGUUGGCAGCUAAUUUUUUUUGUACUCUUUGUACUCUGUACUUUGUCGACCUAUUUCCGUUUUCAACGGAUCAAUUACAUAGUGACUAAUGAUGUAUCAUGUUUGAAUAGCCAUGUGUGUGUUCCAAAGAAGGCAUUUCAUUUUCAAAGAGG
Molecule: messenger RNA, 1922 nt
Organism: Exophiala oligosperma
Lineage: Eukaryota; Fungi; Ascomycota; Eurotiomycetes; Chaetothyriales; Herpotrichiellaceae
Exons: 2
Coding region: 395-1048 (217 amino acids)
Biological process (GO): phosphatidylinositol biosynthetic process
Cellular component (GO): membrane; Golgi apparatus
Molecular function (GO): CDP-diacylglycerol-inositol 3-phosphatidyltransferase activity
Source: RefSeq, a predicted model, not a curated record